This is a messenger RNA of Brassica napus (rape), 1004 nucleotides long. RefSeq names its product pectinesterase inhibitor 11. Gene Ontology annotation, biological process: negative regulation of catalytic activity. NCBI's taxonomy places the organism in Eukaryota, Viridiplantae, Streptophyta, Magnoliopsida, Brassicales, Brassicaceae. The transcript has a single exon. The record is from RefSeq and is a predicted model, not a curated record. The coding region runs from base 80 to 703 and encodes 207 amino acids. Gene Ontology annotation, molecular function: enzyme inhibitor activity.
UGCCUACAUAAACAAUCAACCAUUCAACUAAAAUCUUUACCGUAGCAAGAAGAACAAAAAAAAGCAAAGAACAGUGAAGAUGGCAAGCCAAAAUCUUACUGCAACGUUGCUUCUCUUCACCACCUUUCUCUUCAUUUCCCGACCAAUCUCAGCCGUUCAUUCUCCUCCACUACUAAACGCAACAACCAACGAUCUAACUUUCAUCCGAACCAGCUGCAACGCUACUAUAUAUCCAGACCUCUGCUUCAACUCUCUCGCCAGCUACGCCUCCGCCGUUCAAAGCAGUCCGGCGAGGCUAACCAAACUAGCUAUCGGAGUUACCAUUUCAAAAGCUAAAUCAACGGCUGUUUUGCUUUCCAAGUUCUCGCGCUCAGCAACCAAAGUCAAAGACUGUGCUUCUUACCUUAAAGACGCACUCGACGAGAUGAGAGAUUCACUCCGAACACUACGCAACAUUAGCCGCGGAGUAGGCAUUGGUGCGGCUCCGUCUUCGGUGGAGAUGUUUAGGUUCAAGAUGAGUGACGUGCAGACGUAUAUGAGUGCAGCAUUGACGUAUGAGGAUACUUGUACGGACGAAUACGAAGAAAUGGAUGAAGCUGGAGGGACCAAGACGGCUGUUUAUGAUCGGGUGAAUAAUCUGAAGAGGUUAACUAGUAAUGCUCUUGCGCUUGUUAACAGUUAUGCCAACAAUGGAGCUCCAUGAGAUGAGAUCAUGAAAGAGUUUUUUUUAACCUUUAAUUAAAUGUUUUUUUUCUGAUGAUUUUCUUUACUUUAUUAAAUAUUUCUUUUGAUAAUUUAGUAUAUUAUGGGGUUUAAACUUUAAAUUCUAAAUAUAUCAUAGUUGAGUUCAGUGUGGGUUUGGAUACAUGUUAUAUUGUCAGAUUUUUCGUGUGAUUUAUUAGGCAACCUUAGAGCAUCUACAUUGGUGAACCCCCCUUUGGGGUUCAUACCAAUUUUUUAAUAUAUUUAUGGUGGGACCAUGAAUAGUAAUGAACUUCUUGAUA